Iphiclides podalirius (scarce swallowtail) is the source of this 1335-nucleotide messenger RNA. Lineage: Eukaryota; Metazoa; Arthropoda; Insecta; Lepidoptera; Papilionidae. The record is from the annotation of a GenBank genome assembly.
AUGGCGGAAAACUCGUCCUUUGUUGCCAAGCCGGCGAGAGGAUGGCUUCAUCCAGAUUCUAUUCUAGCCAGCGACGGUAUAACAUAUGCAGUGAGAUACAUUGGCUGUAUGGAAGUUUUAACAUCUAUGAAAAAAUUAGAUUUUGACACAAGAUCUCAAGUUGCUAAAGAAUGUAUAGCCCGAGUUUGUGCAGCUGCAGGGCUAAGAUCAGCAGAUAAAAAACGACGCAUUAGUCAAGCCGCUGCAUGUGCACUUGCCGCCAAACCCCGAAUGUCUCACUCUGGGUCCAAUGUUGCGCUCACAGUUUCAUCAAAGGCUAUAACAAUAGCAGCAUUGGAAGGAGGUGACACCAUCGCCAGACAUGACAUGCCACGAGUUUCUUUCGCCUCUGGUGGUGACUCAGAUUCUUUGGAUUUUGUUGCCUAUGUGGCAAAAUCGGCCCCGCCUACAGAAUGGAGAGCAUGUUAUGUCCUCGAAUGCGGUGGAAUGUUGGCCCAAGACGUGAUUGCAACUAUUGGACAGGCUUUUGAAUUGCGGUUCAAGGAGUUCUUGACAAAACCUUCAUCGUUGAACUUGAACGGAUCGCGGCCGCUGUGCUCGGGUAAUGGCCUGCCUCCAACGGGGCCGAUAGACGAGCGAGAGUACUACAACGACCUGCCCGACAAGAUCCCCCCCGAGCCGACGCCCACCUACCGCCACCCCCCGCCGCCCCCUCUGGCGUCUCUCGCCCCGAUAUCCUCGUGCGAAGAAAGCGUCCGCCACUACGUGAACCAAACACCACCACCGCGAACCCCACCCACGGCGCUGCUGCCCAACCACCACACGGAUAUAUUCGACAUGCAGCCGUUCACCGCGGCGCCGGUGACGUCACCGUGCGCCUCCUCCUCGUCGGGCGCGUCGUGCACCUCGAGCGCCUGCCAGGGCGCCCCCGCCGAGGAGCCCCUCUCGGCCUCCGCGCAGGCCGCCCUCCUCGCCGCCGAGCCCUGGUUCCACGGGCCCAUCACUCGCACCACCGCCGAGAAGCUGGUGGUGGAAGACGGCGAGUUCUUGGUGAGGGAGUCGGCGGCGUGCCCGGGCCAGUUCGUUUUGACGGGGGCGAGGCGCGGCACCCACAAGCAUCUGCUGCUCGUGGACCCCAACGGAGUGGUCAGAACAAAGGACCGAGUGUUCGAGAGUGUACCGCAUCUGUAUCAAGUACCAUUGCACCAACGAGCUGCCAAUAGUGUCGGCCGAUUCCGCUCUCCUGUUGCGGAAGCCAGUUCUAAAAACUGGCUCGUGAGACAGCUGUCCCCUGUUCAACUGGCUACGGCUAAGCGUCUGAGCCGGUGGUCCUGC